Molecule: messenger RNA, 9283 nt
Organism: Pyrgilauda ruficollis (rufous-necked snowfinch)
Lineage: Eukaryota; Metazoa; Chordata; Aves; Passeriformes; Passeridae
Gene: MYORG
Product: myogenesis regulating glycosidase (putative)
Exons: 3
Coding region: 2795-4831 (678 amino acids)
Biological process (GO): carbohydrate metabolic process; skeletal muscle fiber development
Molecular function (GO): hydrolase activity, hydrolyzing O-glycosyl compounds
Source: RefSeq, a predicted model, not a curated record
GGGGCGCAGCCCGGCUCGGGUGGCGCGGGCGGGGGCGGGCGAGGGGUGCCCGUCCCGCAGACCCUGGGCUGCGGCAUCGGCGAUGGCUCGGGAAGGCCCGCGGGGAGCGGGGUGAAGGUGCUGAGCUUUGCCCGGGGCUCGGGGAGCGAGCUCUGCGCACCCCGCCGUGCAGGGACCGCAGGGUUCUCUGCUGGGGGGGAGUCUGGCUGUCCAGAGAAGAUGAACGGAGCCGGGAGACACUUCCCCGGCACCACUUGCAAAGUGUAACUUCAACUUUUGCCGCUUGAUAAGAUGCUUGGCAGUGGAAACUUUGCAGAUGGGUAUAGGCAGUUCAUUGUGCUCUGUGCUGGGUUGGGUUUGGACUGGGUCUUGGGACAGCUCCGCUAUCACUGGCCAUGGUAAGGAGCAGCCAAAGCUGUUAGAAAGCACAAAUGCUUCUUCUCCUUUUCCUCCCUUACCACCUUGGGAUACCCAUGAUGUCCAAGGGGCAAAUGCCUGGCACAGCAGACACCUACAGCCCAGUGGAGAGUGACACUUGAGAGUUGUGUCUGCGUGGCUGGAUCUGCACAUGGAAGAGCUGCAAAGGAGCACUUAAAGGGAUUGGUGACUGCGUUUGGGCCAAGGUUGUCCAGCAUCACUGACUGGUGGAUAUGGAUGUAAAUUCCAGGACUUGCGUCAACAGCCCAGCAUCAUGAGCCAUCCAUGGCUCUCUGGAGCUGCCAGUGCCUGGAGUUUCAUGGUGACUCGAUGGCUGGAAAAUCAGCAGGGCUGUGCCAGAGGGAUGUACUUAGGUUUCCAUUUCUCCCCCAUAUCGUGUUGUAGGGACUGGAUGUUGGGGUGGGCUCAGGUUUCAGCCUGCAUCAGCGUUCGAAAUGCUGAGCGCUCCCAAAGGGCUGAGUCAGCUCUUUGAAGAAAGAAUCUGUGUGACCAAAUGGGGCACUAGGUCCCACUUGUGGGGUGGGAGGACAGAGAUGAGCAGUGAGAUUGACACGCACUUUGGGGAGAGGCUGUUGGAGUGAAGGUGUGGUAGAUGGCACACGUCUGGUACCAGCCAGAGAUGGGCUGGGAGCCGACAGACAGUGGCAAAGACACCAAAAUCUUCGUGGCUGCAUAUCUUAAAUGGCAAAAGUGGCAAAUGAAAUAGGCUAAUAGCACCAGUAUUUGGUGUUCUGCUUUUGCCAGUGUUGGGCACAAGAUCUGAUGGCCCUGCAGGUGCUGAGGAGCUGAUUGCUGGGCUCAGGGUUACUCCACAGACCACAAUUUCAGAGCCAGGUUCCCUCCCUCCAGCUCCCCCAGAGCCCAUGGGACUCCUCCAAGGUGCACAGAGACAUGUUCUUAAAGGGAGAGUCGUGAAGCUUUCUCUCCCUCAUGUCCAAUGUGCUUUGAUACAAGUGGUCCAGGAGGACUCACUUUGUUUUAAAGUCCCCACAAAUCUUUGUGGCUCAGAUACAUUCAGGCUCCCUGAUGUGCCUCCAGGCAGGGAAAAGCAAAAAAGCCUCUGGUCAUGAUUUAGUCAUGAGACAAAAGCACUAUGAGCUGUGUGCAGGGUUAAAGUGAAAACCCAGCCUAUUAAACUCAUCUUGGUAAUUAGCAUGGGGUGAAGAACAAAGAAAGAGGAUAUUGUAAAGGGGGAAUUGUCAGGGGUGUUAAAUAUUAAGUUGUCUGCUGCCAGAAUUGGAUCCCAGUGGCUGCUUUGUAUUCAUGGUUGAACACUGGAUGAGGUGACUAAGUGGGUUUGGAGCAUCACUUGACACUGAAAACUUUAAAGGACAAAACCGGGCUGCAAAGUCACGAUUCCUGUAAUAAAGGUGAAAGUAUUUAAGGCUGGGCAGAGCUAAUGCCACAGCUUCAACUCCUCUUGCAGACAGAGUGAGGUGCUGGCAGUCUGUCUGCACUUUGCAGAUGAGCUCUUUAUUCACAUGGCCACCUUGGAUUUGGGGUUUAUCCUCCAAGUGCCCAGUGCUGUUUAAUCCUAUCUUACAAAUCAGCCAGCAGCUGUGGGGCAGCUUUUUUCUUUUCACACCAGUCAGCCUCAUUACUCCUCUGGAUCAUGACUCUGCUUAAAAUCACAGGAUUUGGGGGAGAAAACAAAAACCACCCCAAGCCCUGUGUUGGAUUUUGGGUUGGUCUUUUUCUGCGUUUUGCUUUCUGAUGUGGCUCUCCUGUGAGUGCCGGGAGGGGGUGCGCCUUUGCCGGCCCUUCCCGCUCGCCGGGCAGGGCGGUGCGAUGCCAGCCCGGAUCCCUCUCCGGGAGCCGAAGGCGGUGGAAGCAGCGCCCGUGUGCGGCCGCUCCUCCUGGCCGGGCUCCGCUGGCCUCGGCACAGCCCGGCCGGGGGCUUGGCUGCUCUCGGGUCCCUCACGGUGCCCGAGGACACGGCGGUGCCGUGCUGCUCCCCUCCUCCUGCCCGCGGACACCGCUGCUCUCGGGGCGGCCAGCGCGGAGCACCGGAGCGCCAUGGAGAGGAUGCAGCUGCCGGGGACGUGGAGAUGUAGCGGUGUUCCUUUCUUAUGUGCUUAAAAAGACAUCUGUGGUGGAGCCAGGCGGCAGGCAGGGAUCCCCAGGAAGCCGUGGCCAGGAGGUGCAGAGGGUCUCCCCAACGCAGCAGGUCCAGGAACCUCUCAGGCCAGGCAGUGUCCAUCCCUGCUCUGGCCACAGCAAGGACGGUGAAGAGAUGGGUGUUCUGGGACACGGUGGAGGUGGGAGCUCUCCUAACAAUCCGAUGUCUUCUCCUGAGAGCGCCAGGCGUGCUUACUUCCCACUCCACUGGAGAAAGCUCUAAGGAAAGUCCAGCACCAUGUACACCUUCCUGCCAGAGAGCUUCACACCGGUGAAGCAGAAGCCCUCCAAGGAGCUGAGGCCCAUGCUGGGCGCCGUCUUGCUGGGCCUCAUGCUGUUCAUUUCUGCGGUGGUGGCCUGGUGCUACUACACGGUGUCCCUGAGGAAGGCGGAGCGGCUCAAGACGGAGCUGAUGGACCUGCGGGCGGACGGCUUUGUCAUCCGCAACCAGCACGGGGAGGUGGUGUUCCGGCUGGCCUUCCGCUCGGGCAGCCUGGACCUGGAGUCGUGCUCCAAGGAGGGCAAGAUCCUGAGCUGCUCGCGCUCGAGCCGGGGGCCGCUCAACUUCUUCAUCCAGACGGUGAAGCCCAAGGACACGGUGAUGUGCUACCGCGUGCGCUGGGAGGAGCUGGCGGCCGGCCCGGCCGUGGAGCACACCAUGUUCUGGGAGGACGCCCACUGGUACGGGGGCUCAGAGAUGAGCAUCCAGCACUGGCCCAUCCGCCUGGCCGGCUACCAGGAGCCCGUGCCCUACGUGACCAGCGACGUCUACUCCUUCCGCGACAGCUUUGGCGGCAUCCUCGAGCGCUACUGGCUCUCCUCCAAGGCGGCGGCCAUCAAGAUCAACGACUCCGUGCCCUUCCACCUGGGCUUCAACGCCACCGAGCGCGCCCUCUUCUUCCAGGCCCGCUACAAGGACUCACCCUACAAGCCCCCACCGGGCCAGCAGCCCUUCCCCGAGCUCAGCUACCGUGUCUGCGUGGGCUCCGACAUCACCUCCAUCCACAAGUACAUGGUGCGCAGGUACUUCAACAAACCCUCCAAGAUCCCUGCUGAGAACGCCUUCCGAUACCCCAUAUGGUCCACAUGGGCUCUCUACAAGAAUGAUAUUGACCAAGAUAAACUCCUGCGGUUUGCUGAAAAGAUCAAAAAAUACCAUUUUAACUGCAGCCACAUUGAGAUUGAUGACAUGUACACCCAAGCCUAUGGAGACUUUGACUUCGACCCUGUCAAGUUCCCCAACGUAACAGAGAUGUUUGCAAAGCUGAGGGAAGAUGGGUUUAAGGUCACUCUGUGGACUCACCCUUUCAUAAACUACAAUUCCUCCAAUUUUGGUGUGGGAAUUGAGCGUCAGCUGUUCAUCAAGGAGCCAUCAGGGCGGCUGCCAGCCAUGGUGGAGUGGUGGAACGGUAUCGGGGCCAUCCUGGACUUCACCAACCCAGCAGCCCGUGACUGGUUCCAGAGCCACCUGCGCCAGCUCCGGCACAAGUACGGCAUCUCAUCCUUCAAGUUUGACGCGGGCGAGACCAGCUACCUGCCCAAGCAGUUCAGCACCUUCCGCCCGCUGUCGGACCCCAGCAUCUGGUCCCGGCGCUACACGGAGAUGGCCAUUCCCUUCUACGAGCUGGCCGAGGUGCGGGUGGGCUACCAGUCGCAGAACAUCUCCUGCUUCUUCCGCAUCAUUGACCGUGACUCUGUCUGGGGCUACGAGCUUGGCCUCAAGUCCCUCAUCCCCACCGUCCUCACCAUCAGCAUGCUGGGGUACCCCUUCAUAUCUGCUGACAUGAUAGGGGGAAAUUUUUUCCCCAAUAAAACCAAUGGUGCUGUGGAGAUCCCCAACCGGGAGCUGUACGUGCGCUGGCUGGAGCUGUCGGCCUUCAUGCCCUCCAUGCAGUUCUCCAUCCCGCCCUGGCUCUACGACAAGGAGGUGGUGGAGAUCGCGCAGAAGUUCACGCAGCUCCACGAGUCCCUGGUGGCCCCGCUGCUGCUGGAGCUGGCGGGGGAGGUCACCGACACGGGCGACCCCAUCAUCCGUCCCAUCUGGUGGAUCUCGCCCCGCGACGAGGCCACUCACCGCAUCGACUCCCAGUUCCUCAUUGGGGACACCCUCAUGGUGGCUCCUGUGCUGGAGAUGGGCAAGCAGGAGCGGGAUGUCUACCUGCCCGCGGGCAAGUGGCGCAGCUACAAGGGAGAGCUGUUUGAGAAGACCCCAGUGCUGCUCACCGACUAUCCUGUUGACUUGGACGAAGUUGCCUAUUUCCUCUGGGUUUCCUAACAGGCUUCUUAAUCAGCUUUGGAAUAACCAUGCCUUACCUAGGACUUUCUAACAAAUAAUAACUCUAAUUGCACAUUUCAUUUGAGACUGGGGUGGAGGAAGGGAACUAAAUAGACUUCACUCUUCUUGGGGAUAAUUUUUUUUUUUUUAUUUGGGGAAUUGAUCUGGAUUUUUUUAAUUUGGGUCUGGUGGUAGGCUCUGAUUGGAUUACAAUAGGCAGCAAUUUAUCUGUAUAGGUCAGAACAGAGUUGUCAGUCUGUCUGCAGAUAUGUGGUAAACCCAAUACCUGUUCUGUUCUCAAGGAUUUCAAGAGUUGGAAGUUGCUUAGUGCCAGUGAGAGCAUUCCUAGUCUUGUGGGAGCACCUGGCACUGGGUAUAAGGGUGUGUGCUGUGGGAGGAUUGCUACAGCACAGCCUGCCAUUAGUUUUUUAAUAUGGCAAAUAUAUUCAAAUGAAUAUUUUUAAGUGCAUAAAGCAAAAUAGAGUUACAUAGAUAUAUAUAUAUAUAUAUAUAUACACACACACACACACACACCCCUAUUUUUCCCCCUUUUGCCUGGAUGGCACUGGACUAACAGUUGCCCCAUGCUCCUGCUUUCCUGGGUACCAGGCAGGCCAGGUCACUCAAGUGAUGUCCACCUGUUUUAACUGAAUAGGUUGCUUAUUUCCUGCUGGGACAGCUGCAUCCCACCUGCUCACCCAUUUGACUUCCUCUGCAAGGCUCUUGCCUGUGUGUUUUGCCCGGGGCGUCAACAUUGCCUUUCCUUGAGCAGCACCGCCUGUACCAGCAUGUCCCAUUUUUUAAGGCACUUAUGACCCCACCUCGUUACAUGAUUAUCCUGCUGAUGCCAUCCUUUUUGGUUUUUAAGGACAGAUGAGAUUUGUUGCUGGCAGAAGGGCUGCCUGGAGCAAAGCUGUCCUCAGACACUCGGUGCGGCGCGUCCCUGGGAACAGCCGGUUCCUGUGAACGGCACGUGUCGUGGAUUGACAGUGCCGUUUGCCGACAGCCUGGGGGUGGAAAACACCCGCUCUGCUCACUGAUGGGUCUGUGCCAGCGGCUGUUCUCACUGCACCCAUGGAGAAGUUCUCAUCUAACGUGAAGUUAAGCUAAUGCCCAUCUCAGGUCCCAGUUAGAGGUGAUGAUUUUGUUGGGGGUUUUCCUGAGUCAGCCCUCCUCUCUCACUGGGAGAGUCCCGGGGAGCUUUCUCAGGCAGUGUUGGUGUUGCUGGAGGUGGGACUGCUGUCAGAGGCUCGUGGAGGGCACAUGGGGUGAUGUCAUCCUGCACCCCAAGUCCCCAGCAGCUGCAUCUUUGGCAGAUUUUUCAUUUGGUUUUGUAUGGGAAAAUGCAUUUACAGAGACCCAAGGCAGGGCCAACAGGAUUGAAGUCUUCCCAAAUGCAAGAAUUCCCAGCUCUGUCCCAGGUGGGAACAUGUGUCAACCCCUGAAUUUUUGAUAAGCUUCUGCAGAAUUGAAUUGAAUUGUGAUGGCUAGAAAGGGUUGGGCAUCUUGCCCAGGCUACAGCUGGCCAAGGACAGCUCAGGAUCUGUGGGGCUUCUCCUGGAAUUGUGUCUGGGCUGGGCAUGGCUCUGGCGCAAGUCGGCCAUGCAGAGUUGGUACAUGUUUUUGGUAGGGCUGGGUACCUAUCCAGUGAGGAUCUUUCUCAAAGCCCAUCUCCAGCCACAGAGCUUUUCAGGAGGCAGAAAAGGAGAUGCAAUAAGCUUGAGGGUUGUGAUGAGGUGAAGGAGGAGAAAUUUCAGUGUUAGGGGCAAAAUCUGAAGUGCUUUUGUAGUUAGGAAGUGAGGAAGUCUGGUUUGAUGGACUCCCUUAAGACCUGAAUUUGCCCUGUAUAAUUUACUCUCAAAAUGAGAUGUAGGGGAGCCUUACAGGUCCCUGCCCAGCUGGAGCACAAGUGUUUCCUGAAGCCUGUUUGUUUAUCAGGUUUUUAAUUCUGAAGGGUUCAAGCUUCUUCUCUGCUACUGGUGCAGAUACUGGUGAUGUUACAAGUUACAGACACCCUCUGGCAAGGAAUUAAUCCUGGAACCUCAGUGUCACUCAUCAGGGCACUGGCAGGACUUGGCCCUUGCUUGCCAAGGGUGAUGUUGAAGGGGAGGAGAUGAGUCUGGCCAAAGCCUUUAAGAAGGGCCAAGUGUGGAGGGAGCUUCUGCAGCCCUAGAAGUGCAUGAAGACCGUACUUUGAGGGUCUCCAGCUCUUCCCUUUCAACCUUUGCUCAUGAAAUGCUUGUCAUCCCUUGGUAUGGGACUCAUUAUGAUGCCUUAAGAGGCUACCUGGAACAGAGGCUAGACAGUAUUAAAGGAAUAGUUAUUUAUUAGAAAGGCCUUCAAAGGAUGCACUUUGGGCAGUACAAGGGUCUGGCCGUGGCUCCACCCAAGACGGAUGAUGAGUCACGAGUUUUCACAUUUUUUAAGUUUUGGUCCAUUUCCAUAUUGGGGUUAAUUGUUCAAUUACAGCUUCAGGUUAUGAAGUCCCAUCCUCCCAGAUUGCUCUCCUCAAUUCUCUGUUUAUACUUUUUGGGCCUGAAGCUGCAACGGUGUCCUUGAUUCUCAGGCUGGAAAAGGAUUGUUUUGUCUAACUAAACUGCGAGGAGAACUUGCUAACACUUUAUAUGAAGUUCAGAGUUAUAUACUAAUGCAGUACGGAAUCUGGAAAAUAUGAAAGCUAAAACUUAAGGCAUCAGUUAGGUGGAGAUGUUGCACAGCUCAGCUGCCAGUGCAGAACUGGGAUCCCUGGCACAGGACUUCAUGGGAAGGAUCCUGGCAUGACCAUGAGAUACUGUCAUCUCUCCCCCUGGUUCUGUGCCACUCACCAUAUGCAUCACUCAUGAGGAAUGAGGCUGUGUGAAGAGAAACACAGCAUUCCUGUUAUUAUCCUUCUACUGUUAAAAUGAUGGGAGCAGCCAGAUGAGUGCCUUCAAUCUCCUUGCAGUGGUUUCAGGACUGUCAGGAAGGUCAUGGAGGAAAUUCUCCACGAGACACACUGUCUUCUUUCCCCUCCCCUGAAAAAGAAACGAUUUUAUUUACAAAGUUAUAAUUUUAUUUUAUUUAACUAUAUCAAUGAAUGGGUAAGUGGUCUAGCAAGAAGAAAGAUAAAGCUGCUGAGAGGACUAUGAGCUGAUGGGUAUAGGCUCAGCAGUGCUGCCUUAAGCUGUCUCACAGGCUUCUAGAUGGCCUUUCCAUCCAACUUUUUACCAAAACCACUAUUUCUAGCAUGAUGCUGUAGCACUGCAGGACUUGAGGAUUUCUCAGACCUUGCAGACCAGCAGCUCUGCACAGAUACCUUGGGAGCUGCUGCUAGGGAUACUUCUCUGAUUUACACCAUGGGUCACUGGCCAAAGCUGGGUUUAGCUUGUUUCAGCCAAGAAAAAGCCCCAGACAAGGUUUGGGAGUUGGGUUCAGUCUUUUCACACCUGAUGCUUAUGUGAUUGAAUUUUGAAGCUUGCACUGUUGUGAAUCAGGUUUUCUGGAUGCUUGUGUUUGUACAUGCUGUCCUCUGUCAGACUGUAAUGCUGGUGGGUCUGUUUUUAACCACUUUUCUAAUUGCUAAUUGGUAUGAACUGUAACAUGAAUCACCUUGAUUGAGAUAAAAUUUUGGAAAACGAAAAGAAGGUUAACUAUGUCCAUCUGUACCAAGUUGGUGGGGCUGGUGGUUUAGGGAGAUUUGGGGCUUUUCUCACCAAGUCUUCACUGAAAUCAGGGUGGAGAUUGUUGUUUUAUUUAAAGCUUGCAGCCUGCAGCUUUUAUGUAUGUUUUAAAAGGAGAAGCUGGCAGUAACCUCACUCUUGUGUUUGCAGUGGUGGCAGACAAUCCCUCUGGACUGAGGAUUGUCCUCCCUUAGGUCCUGACAGCAAAGAGACUAGCUGUGCCUUAGGGCCAGCCAUGAAAAGGCCAUGUCCAGGUGAACCCCAGUGUUGUGUCAGCCCCCAGGAGUGGGAACCAUACACACCUCCAGGGUCAUGGCCCUAUUUCUACUAACAUUCAUCCCAAAAAAGGUUUAUCAACACUGAGUCUGGGGAUUUGCUAGUCCUUGCUGCUCCAAGAGGACACACACUUGAAGACUGUUUGUGGGGGAUGAGAAAGGGGCGCCUGUUCUCAGCUUCCCUUGGGCUCACCAGAAGGUCCUUCUGACUGUCCCCACCGUCCCCAUGGUUCCCCUUUCCAGGUGGCACUGACAGCAAGGACAUGGAUGGAAUAGAUGUUUGUGGCUAUGGGAGGGCCAUGAAGGGAGCAUGUGAGACUCAUUUAGGAGCCUGCCUUACUCCACAUCACCCCCUUUGCCCCAAAUAAUGUUUUUCCUUCCCUUUCCAUUGUUACCACACAAACCAUAGCUGCCUUAUGCCAUUGGGCAUCACUAGCAGUGGCCAACCUGUACAGUGUGGCUUGAGGGUUGAGAGGGACUUCAUUUCACUCCUUUUGUAAUAAAAGACAUUUUCCCAA